This is a messenger RNA of Anopheles coustani, 1429 nucleotides long. It is a transcript of the gene Vps16B, whose product is annotated as vacuolar protein sorting-associated protein 16B. Gene Ontology annotation, cellular component: cytoplasm. Gene Ontology annotation, biological process: vacuolar transport; intracellular protein transport. The coding region runs from base 37 to 1380 and encodes 447 amino acids. The record is from RefSeq and is a predicted model, not a curated record. Lineage: Eukaryota; Metazoa; Arthropoda; Insecta; Diptera; Culicidae. The transcript is spliced from 6 exons.
CUAAAAGUUGCUAACAACAACCUACCUAAGUUCGAAAUGGAAUCUAAAGAUGACGAUUAUUGGAAUGAUUCUACUAAUAAAUCGUUUAAUUUCGACGAAGAUGAUGUGGCAGUUCUCGAGAUACCAUCCAACAACAAACGCAGCCUUUUCGGGGAGGACAAUACAUCGGAAGUGAACUACGGUCAUACGCAGGGAGAAAUCCCGUUGCACAUGAUCAUUUCGGACGAACACCUCGAGCUCGUUCUGCAGGAACAAUCAAGAAAUGAAUUCACCAUUCCUAAAGGAAUCUCUUUGGAGGAGGAAGUCAAACUGCUGCGUAAAAAGAUACAGGAGUUCGAUUAUGCUCCACCGACGGAAUCGGUGAUUCGCAAACUCAUACUCGGUAAACCAUGCUCGUUGGAAAUGUUUCGCGCAUUUUCGGAGAAGGAGCAACUGCUUGAUCAAGCUGUUGCCUCUGGCAGUGGCAAUGCAAUCCUCAAAGUGACUCUUUUCCUGGAUCGUACUUUGAAGAAAAAACUAUUCUACAGUAUGCUGCAAACCCGCCCGGAGGCAGUUUAUCAUUAUAUGACCUAUUUGUCACUUCGUUUAAAGGUUACGGAAUGCACGGAUUUACUUGUAUUCCUUGGAAGACACCAUGAAGCAAGUUUGCUGCAGUUUUCCAUAUUCGUUUGUAGUACACUCAAUGUGGAAUUUAAGAAGCAGAGAUUGAAAAAGAUUUAUUGUGACUACUUCUCACAGCCCGGAUCGAACUCAUUCUACGCACAGUUAGUUGCAAAUUACAUAAAUCUAUUGGAAUACCAAACCGGCGAACUUCAUGCUUCAGGUGGAACUAGCAAAGCAAUCGGCAUUCAAGAUAAAUCCGUUCUCGAAACGUUAAAUUAUGUGUGCGGAAAUUAUAAAUGGGGCGACACGUCCUUGCAAACGAACGCCAAUCCAUUCAAGCUGGCCGAAAAUCAUCAGGUAUCACAAGCACAGUUCGAAUGGAUAGCAUUAAACGAGCGGGCAAAACGCCAAGCGUGGCUAGAUUUUGAUCAUAUUUUUGAGAAAAAAGCCUGGCUUAAUCUCAAACAGAAAUCUUUCAAAAUUAACAUUCCCAUUGAUCGAACUAUCUUGCGGUUGUACGCACUGCAUGCACCAGAUCCGGUUCUGAACACGUUCCUUGGCAAAGUUGAGGAUCUACAAAGAAGAUUGGCCUUGGCUCGAAAAGUGCAUUCCAGGCAUGGUAUCAUUGAUGCGUUGGUGAUGCUUAAAGAUCGUGCGGAGUUGGAAGCCUUUCGGGAUACAUUGGAUGCUGGGACGGAGGAGCGACUUUACGCCGAAAAUGCCCUGAAAUCAUUGAAUAACAAGUGGAAAAGUGAUGCCAUGAAAUUAAUAAAGUGAAUUUGAACAUCCAAAGAAGGAGAAACUGUUUCACACUAUUGAUAUGAUA